Molecule: messenger RNA, 1704 nt
Organism: Orbicella faveolata
Lineage: Eukaryota; Metazoa; Cnidaria; Anthozoa; Scleractinia; Merulinidae
Product: G protein-coupled receptor 161B-like
Biological process (GO): G protein-coupled receptor signaling pathway
Cellular component (GO): membrane
Molecular function (GO): G protein-coupled receptor activity
Source: RefSeq, a predicted model, not a curated record
UUGAUUUUACCUUGCACCACAAAAAGAGAAUGAUUUCCCGGUGUAUAUGCACUUCAAAAUGAUAAAUCAGUACCUUAAACAUAUAUUUAAAGAUUUAUAUUCUAUGUUGAAUGGACAACCUUUAUGGCUCUUUCUCGAUCUGAAAGUGACAAUUUUAUUUCCGAAAGCGGAAAUAAUCGACUGAGUCAGCACAAGAGGAUUAAUGCAAUAAUCGCAAGUAACCAAAGUUGUCUUAUUUGUGCACCGGUACAUUUGGAACUCGGAAAUGAAAAGAAUACUUUCCAUUUAGUAACUCCCUGUGCUGUUACGUUCCUUAGGAAAAACGACAUUAACAUUAAUAAAAACGUCAGUCUGACUUAUCCUCAUUAUUAUACCACCUGCAAAACAAAAACAAAUUUGAAUUUAAAGUGGCCUUUUAGUCACUGCACGCAAAGGAUCGUUUCAAAAUGUCGCUAACCUCAAGUUCAGUAAUCGAAUCCACCUUACUUGUUAUUAUUUGCACAGCUUCGAUUCUGGGCAAUAUGACUCUGUUUUUCAUCAUCACAAGAAAAAGGCCCCUUCGCACUAUCUCGAACGGUUUUCUUCUCAACCUUGCCUUCGCUGAUUUGCUCGUGUCAGUGUUAAACAUGCCAAUUACUGUGGUCACCAUUGUAGAACAACGGUGGAUAUUUGGAGAUAGAGCCUGCAACCUUCUGGGAUUCACUACAAUGCUGUCGUUUGUUUCGUCGGUCAUGUGGCUAGCCAUGAUAGCUAUCAACAGAUAUUAUUACGUGGUGCAAUGGAAAGUCUACCCUUCCCUCUUCACACCUAGAAGAUCGGUGCUAUUCGCGGGAACCGUGUGGUUGAUAUCUUUGUUAUUAUCCAUCCCUCCGCUGUUUGGCUGGGCUGAAUAUCGUUAUAUACCUGGCAAAUCUUACUGUUUUGUAUCCUGGCCUUCUGAUGUAUAUUACAUGUAUUUCAUGCUGAUAAUAUGUUUUUUCGGACCUCUAAGUAUUAUGUGCCUGUCGUAUUAUAAUAUUUUGAAAUUCACUAGAGAAGCAAAACAGCGUGUUAAUCGUCACCGAGAUGAUGGAUUAUUACAACAGGAGACACAAAGAAAGCAAGAAAAUAAUACUAAUGUUUAUGAGCAAAACAGAAAGCGUUUACGGAUGACUCAAGAAGAAGUAAAGAUAACGAACACUUUGAUGAUUGUCGUCGCUUGCUUCAUGGCUUGUUGGGCCCCAUUUGCCAUUACUAUGUUUUUUGACGUGUACUAUUCACGCCCGCUACCAAGAACAGUUGACAUCAGCACGUUACUGCUAGGUUACGCGAACAGUAUGUGCAACCCAGUUGUGUAUGGAAUAAGAACUCAAGCUUUCAGGAGAGAACUGGUUGGCUUCUAUACUUCUUGCUUAGAAAAAGACAGAGUUGAUGUUCCUAACAGUUUUCCUGUGAGCUCUGCAGCUGUUUGUGAAGGAGAUACCCUAGAGACCCAAGAGACACCUAAUGUGUCACGUGUUAGCCGCGAACAAAAUCAACCGAUAGAACUGAAAUCAUUGCAUCUUGAAGCCAAAUUUCCACGAUUAAAAGAAUUUUAGUCGAUCAGCUGAAAUCGCAAAGUUUAGAAUCUUGAAACAUUAACUAAUAAUAUUUCUCACUAUUUGAAGCUUGUACCUGUUUCAGCAGAUAUGAUACCGUCCCCUGUAAGAUUAUGUAAACAUUUUG